Adineta ricciae is the source of this 969-nucleotide messenger RNA. The record is from the annotation of a GenBank genome assembly. NCBI's taxonomy places the organism in Eukaryota, Metazoa, Rotifera, Eurotatoria, Adinetida, Adinetidae.
AUGCUUUCGGCUCAGCAGCAAACUACAUCGGCUCAACCGUUGACGGCGCCUACACUCGAAGUAGCGCCAGCACAAGGACUUUCAACAACGCCUACAACAAUAAAAUCAGCAUCAACUCUGACACCUGGCUUUGGAUCAUCACCGACACCAACACUUCAAUCAUCACAGGCAUUCACAACAAUAUUGUCUACAGCUCCGGCGGCAACAUCCGGAAUUAAAUCGGCAUCAACAUUGAUACCAGGACUGGCAUCAGCGGCAACAGCAAUAUCACUUUCCGAAUCGACGCCAAUACCGAGCGUUAAAUCUGCGCAGCCGCUGGUGCCAGGAUCGAUGACACCUACGACUUCAGCAUCAAACUCGGCGGCUAAUGCAGCAUCCAGCUUAGCAACAGCAUCGGCGACGGAAACCAAUGCUUCAUCGACAUCGGCAUCAUCAACAGCAAAAACGGUAAAUGAAUCCAAAUCUGUUAUAACAACAAUUCGCAUAUCCGGAUCGGCGGGCAAGGUUGCACCAGCGUCUCAAACACAGGCCUUCGAAUCUAACGUCUCCAAUACUGAAAUUAUCAAACAAAUAGAGAGUAGUUACCGUCGUGACAAAGGGCCAGGUCCCGGCUUGAAUAUUUGCUCCAAACCAUUAGCGAUUGGAGUGGCAGUGGGUGGUAUUCUAGCAAGCAUCGUCUUGUUUUCCUUAUUAGGUGUUUAUUUAGCAGGUAAAGAAGCGACACCAAUAAUUAAUGGCAUUGAUACAUCAAAUACUACAUUAUCAGUUAGAGGUACAAACCCAACAACAACCAACAUGCAAUCAUCCAGCUCGACUGAUAUCCCGUCGUCCAGCUCGACCGAUGUCCCAUCGUCUACGAUCAGCACAUCUCAAAAUGACGAAAGUAGCAGUAGUGGAGGUAGUGGAGAUAGCAGUACUACUGUAGCAAGCCAGGCUGGUAAUAACAAGGCUCCCAACUAUGCCGUGUAA